Trypanosoma rangeli is the source of this 2463-nucleotide messenger RNA. RefSeq lists its product as uncharacterized. The record is from RefSeq and is a predicted model, not a curated record. NCBI's taxonomy places the organism in Eukaryota, Euglenozoa, Kinetoplastea, Trypanosomatida, Trypanosomatidae. Bases 1 to 2463 code for a protein of 820 amino acids. The transcript has a single exon.
AUGAACCCACCCUGUAGGGAGGGGCAGGUGAAGGAGGUGAAGCAACAAAACAGGAGUGAGCAGAGCUUCGCCCCUGCAAUGAAGCUCAGCAUAGCACAGACAGGGCCCCUGGUGACCGCAGCAUCAACGGUCACAAAGACCGCGAGUCUUCUUAGCAACGCCCCUGUUGCUCUGGUUAAAGACAUCUCUUCGGCUGUGGCGACUUCCACGCAUGGCGUUGCCUCUUCGGCGUCGUUACCUUGGCAGAAGUCGUCCCAAAGUGUUGGGAUGUAUUCGCAGCUCUCACAGGAGGAUGCGUCAGGCCAAGCGGGUGCGGCUACAGGGGGUGGUUGCUGCUGCUGCUCCCGCGACAGCAAAAGCGGGGAGGGAUGUGCGCAGUGCCCGCGUGAAGCACCGCCAGUGAGGUGUGGGCAUAAAACAGAGGCGGCGGCACCGAAGGCAGAGGACCCCGCCAAGAUUUCGGCGGUUGGCCCACACCAACAGGAGUCUCAGCAGAAGCAGGAGGAGACGGAGUGUACCAGUGUGUGGUGCGCAGGGGAUGUCUUCGACCCUGCUGGAGUGCUCUUGACACCCUGCACACCGGUGGAUGCCGGUGACGCAACGCCGUCUCCUCACCUGGGGUUCCUGCAAUGCAUUCGGGCGAUGGAGCGCCACUCAAGGUCCCCAAUGCGGUCUUCGGGCAUCUGCCAAGCUGAACUCUUUUCUAUGCAACACGCGGGAACGGAGGCCUACUGCAAAGACGAUACCGCCCGCACCCCAGUGCGACACACAGCGUGGCAUGUUGGCUCAGAUGACGAGACCACAUCCUGUAAUACCCAACGUGACGCCACAGAAGGUGGGUUGCCGUUGCAUCCGGAAUCAUCGACCACAACCAGCGUGAAUUCUGCCGCUGUAUCAUGCCUGGUAAUCCCCAAAUCAUGUGGGGAGGAUGAAGUUGCUGCAGGUGGACCCAUGAAACAGGAAUAUGCCAACUACACCCCGCUCUUACCAUCACCACAAGCAUCACCGUUUUCAGGCGCCGUAUCCCCUUUAGACGAAAACAUUUGCGGACAGAUGGUAGCACACUGUCUGUGUCCUCAAAUUGCAGAAAUGACUGGCAACGAGAGUGAGACGGUUGAGGAACUGGCGCUAGAAGAGCUAGAGGCAACAGAACGAAGCGUCUCCUGUAUGCCGUCUUCUUUGCUGCUUGGAGCCCUCAAUGAUUCUAGCUUCUUCGGCCGACAUCAACGCGGGAAUUGUAUCCACUGUCGCAAAAGAGCCAGCAGUCAUGAGGAGGCGGUUGACGCCACUUCGCGAAGGGCGAGGCCUUUGCUGCAGGAAAGAGUUUUAGACUUUGGAGUCAGCUCUGUAGAAAAGACGUCACUUGCCCCUGCCACCGAGUAUAAUGCUGGCAGUUCUCAGUGUUGCCUAGAGCCCAGCGUGGAGUCGUCCCGGAAUAAGCUUUUUUGUUUUUCGCUCUCCUCAAUGGGGGCGAUGAGAUUUACAAAGCACUCCCUGGUAGAGUCACCUGCGGGAGCGGCAGGAAUACAAUGCAAGCGUGCGUUUCAAGCUGAAUCCGUGUCUUAUAGCGGGACUGAGGAGAGGCGUGGCCCGGGCCCCACUGGAAACAGUGUGAGCCUCAGCGGCAUUUACAUGCGAGCCCCCCCAAGCACCACCAACAUUGUUGAUUGUCCAUUAAAUCAACAAAGUGUCGCGAUGACGGUGAUGUCACCCGUGCCGGCCUCACUCACCGCAUCCGCCAGUCAGACGCAGGAGGCCUCUAUAGAUGCCUUGUUUCCAGUUCUACACGUUCCGCCGGAGCUGCGUCUGCGGCCUGAGCGGUUGGUGGAUUCGGUAAAGCGUGCUUCACCCAUGUCACAGCCCCCUCCUGUUGCGUGCGGUCCACUGAGCUUUACCAUUCGCUCAGAGAUUUUACAAUCACCACAGAGGCUCGAUGUUGCCCGCCAUGACGAUGACUGUUUAGCUAUUUGCGGUCAUAAUGAAGGCGGAAGUCCGCUAAGUGGGUGUGGGUGUAUUUUUCGAUCAUUAUGGCCCAGUCCCUGUUGUGGUGUUGUGCAGCGUAAUGAGAAUAGUGGCGUUGGUGGUGGUCUGAAUUCCUCCUCUGGCGAUUGGGCGCCCUCACCGCUGGGUGUUCGAUGCCCCAGCUCACGCCUUUUCGAGCUGAGGGGGGGUCACGGCUGCGGGGACUUUAGUCCAUGUGUCUCGCCUCUUCCUGGGGGAAGUUCCCGACACCACGAAUGGAAACGACACGAGUUCUCGUGCUCGUUCAAGUCGCAGGCAAACACCGAUGUACUGGCGUCUUUGAGUGGGCCCGUGGAACUUAUUUCCCGCGGUGGUCAACAUACGCAAAAUUGCAGUGCCCCGCUGCCCAUUGAAACUCCUACACGAAAGCACACGGUGUACCCGGUUUCCAAAAGCAACUGCACCUUCCAGCUGCCUACCUUUGGGGGUCCACCGCGUUGA